Tachyglossus aculeatus (Australian echidna) is the source of this 5052-nucleotide messenger RNA. RefSeq names its product maestro heat-like repeat-containing protein family member 1. The record is from RefSeq and is a predicted model, not a curated record. Gene Ontology annotation, cellular component: cytoplasm. NCBI's taxonomy places the organism in Eukaryota, Metazoa, Chordata, Mammalia, Monotremata, Tachyglossidae.
CUCAUCUCUGCAGAGACACUCUCAUCAGCCGGCAAUCAGCUCAGCCCCAUCGCUGAUCUCCAGGACAAUCCUGAGCAGGUCUCCGAGAUGUUCCAAGGCCUACGUGGGCACCGCGAAGUCCCCGAAAGGGAGUGGGAAUGGGAGAACUGGGGACGGAGUAUCGAGACCCUACUGGAGUCACUCCAAUCCCCGGGCCAGCUGAGUGCCGACAGCCUCUUCCACAUCCUCAAGACUCUGGAGCAGAAGAUCAUCAAUUCCAAGAACAUGAACACAGCCCAGGGACAGAAAGUGACGGACAGCAUGAUCAGAUUCCUGGUGAAUAUGAAGCCGCAAGGAGAACUGGAGGAAUUGGCCAGCUGUGUCAUCGUGGCUGUGGGAGCCCAGUGCCCGGGAACCAUCAUCAUGAAGCUGUGGGACAAGGUGCAGCUGCAGAGCUUGCCCCCUCGGGGCCUGCUGUUGGCUAUGGCGAAGCUUAGCGGCAAAAUUGUCAUGGUGCCUUAUAUUGGAGCCGCGUGGGACUGCAUCCUGCCCAUCCUGCGCAAAGCCCAGGCUGAGGAGGACAUGUUGGCGCUGUGCAGCUUGCUCCAUGGAUUAGCUGCCAGUGCCCACCAGCAUUUGGAAAUGGGCAACGAGAAUGAGUUCUUGUUGGACUUCACGCCCGAAUCAGUGGCCAUCAAGGCGACCUUGACUCUGAGGGUGCUCUUCAACCGUUGGCCCCUGAAGCAUAAGAACAAGGUGACGGAGGCUACCCUGGACAUGCUGGGCAAUCUCUUCUUCCUCAUGCGGCCGGAGAAGCUCAAGUGCCAGUUGUCCUGGCUGAUCCGGCGGCUGUUGGACCUUUCCAAGUUGGGUUUGGAGCCUGUCUACAUUACCAAGUGUCUCUGCUCCCUUCUGGAAGCCAUAGUAGCCAGCGGGAGUGGGAGCGUGAACCUGACGUCCCACCUGAGCAGCCUUCUGACUCUGCUGUCUGCACAGGUGGCUGCUAAGGUGGUCAGCUCGGCCCCGCUGGCGGAGAAGAACCACAACAUGGCACUGAAGGCUUUCCGAAUCCUGACCCAGCUGUAUAACGAGCGCAUGAUCAAAUUCCUCCAACGAAACUUCGAGAACAAGGACGUGACCCGAAUCAACAAGGCACUCCAGAUUUUCCGGUACGUGGUGCUGGAAGUGCCCCAGACAGAGAAGCUGAUGGUGCAGGUGAUGCCGUCCAUCAUUCACCUCAUUCAGGACAACAAGGAGCCAGUGAGGAGCAACCUGCUGCAGCUCAUCGAGGCCCUUGGCCAGGGUGGAUACUUCAACCGGCCCGAAGGGGAGUUGAUCCUGGACUAUAUCCUCCGUCUCAGCGUGCCCAAGCCAACAGAAACUCAGAGAGAGAUGGAGAGCCGUCUUACAUCCAACAGCCUUCUGCAACUGGUCUCCCUGCCCAAGCUGGUGUCCCUGCUGUUCCAGCCUCAACAUACGGCAGCCUUCGUGCCCCUCUGCAAGACGGCCACCGAAAUAGCCCUGAGGGCCCGGGCCUCCGGCGCCCCUCCCUAUCUCAGCUAUUUCCACUGCCAGCCCACCACGCUCCCGUCUCCACAGAAGCUCCUGACUCACCUCCUGUUACACGCCCUGGACCCGUUCAGAGAAGGGGAUUUUGGUUCCGUCUCCCUGUGGCUGUUGCAUUCCCUUCACCCCCUCAAUUCCGCUCACCCCGUUCUUCACUACACCUUGGGCCAGCUGUGGUUACAAGAGAUCCCGCAGCUGCAGCAGUUCCUGGAAGAGCACAGCGAUGGAAGCCUGCAGAAAAAGGAGUGGGAGAAGAAGCUACUUCAAUUUGCAGGCCACUCGGUGGAGGGCAUCGCCGAUGACUCUUGGCUGAAGGACUUAUGCGGCGUCAUCCUGGAGCGGAUCCAGUGUCAGCAGGAGCCGGCACAGAGGAAGACCUUCCUAUACAAGCUCUACGGCUCUACUCUGAGGGUGGCCCAGGACCCUGAGCUGGUGAAGACCUUGUUGGCCGUCAUGCUGAGCACUUCCCACACCAAGGAGAUUGAGAAACAGGGCAUCGCUGCCACUGUCAGUCUGGUGGCCACCCAACACCUCAGCGUGGUUCUCAGAGCGCUGCAGAACUUCAGCUCCCCGCUCACCAACGAGAACCAGUCCACCAUCUGCAAGCUCAGCAUUGAUCAGCAGCAGCCGGAGUGGAGGAGCCUCUGCCACACCAUCUACCUGUGCUACAGCCAAAUGGCUGUGGAGACCCAGACAGCUAUCCUGCCCCACGCCGACCUCAUCCUCACCCACAUGUUGGAACAUUUCCACAGCUGCAUUGUGGUCAAGGACAAAAACCUGAAGCUUAAUUACCUGAGUGGCCUGGCCAUGUUCACGGAAGUCGUGGGAUCCCUGGACCACUGUAAACACUUUGACUUCCCCCACAAAACUUCUGUGGUGGCCUCCAUGAUGGACCUGAUCCGUGAGGAACCAUUGACAAAGCUAGUCAGUCCUGUGCGGCAGCAGGCAAUGACUGUCAUCUACAUCUUCAGAAAGCUGAAGCCCCCUUUGAUAAUAGAGGAGAGGGUGGAGGUACUCAAGACCUGUUUCACCAGCGUCUUGUCUCUCCCUCCGGUGGAUGUGAUGGUGAAGGAGGCGUCCAGCUCCCCGGGUUCCCCAGACACCAUGGCUCUGUACUCAGAUACUCUGCAGGCUUUGAGAAAGAUGCUGGAAGGACUGGUCAUGGAAUUGCCAAGUCGUAUCCAGAACUGCUUGGAAAACCUGGACCCCUGGCUCAACUCCCAGAAAGACCACGAGCGGGAACGGGCCAUGUGGUGCAGCGUGCGCAUCCUCAGCUUCGCGGCCAAACCGGUCAACUUCAGCGAAGUGAUGGAGUUCAGCAGGUUGGGCCGACUCGUGCGGCUCCUGGCCAUGCGUUGCCAGGACCCCGUGGACAACAUCAGCUAUCUGGCCUCCCAAGCAGUCUACUACUUGCACUGCAUCCUUCUGCACAAGAAGAGAUUGGAGCGGCAACAGAAGGGGGAGCGAGUCGAGGGAUCCAAGGAAGAGGGUAUCUACAGUCCAUCUGUGUUCUUCAACAACACACCCGAGAUUGCCAAGGCCUUCGCAGAGUACUUUACUCCAAACCAGCUCACCACCCUGGUGCUGACCGCCAUAGAUGGCCUGACGGACAGCCGGCCCAAGGUCUCCCUGGCAGCGGGGCAACUGCUCAGAUCCAUCCUGCAGGAGCGGGGAAGAGACGUGCUGAAGAUCGGAGACAUCGUCAACAGCAUCUAUGAGCGGCUCAGCACCCUGGUGGACUUGGCUUCUCGUCAGGAGGUGCUGCGGGCUGUGUGUGUGCUCGCUGGUAACAACACCCCCAAAGUGGUGCCCACCCUACUGGCCCGGCCCCUGCCCUGGGACAGCACCACGAUGGAGCUGUGGAGGGGGCUGGGUACCCGGCGGGAGACCACGCUCAACGUCCUACAGAUGCUCAUGGCCAUCCUGGAGGAGCCCCGCAGGGAGGAGGCCGAGAUCUCCAUUCAGUCCGUGGCGGUGACAUGUGCCCUGUGUGAGAUGCUGUCGGGCCCCGAGUGUCAGGCGGCCGUGCAGGAGCUUUAUCCCCGCCUUCUCCUGGCUGUGCUCAACCACCUGAACCAGGUCAUCCAGCAGGACGUCCCCCCGUGCAUGGUGGUGUACCACAAAGAGGGGCCCUCCGGGGGCCAGGGCAAGGUCUUUGAUCCCACCAGCUGUGCCCUGGAGGUCCUGAAGACGCUGCUCCUGGCUGCAGAGUACCUGGGAGUGAUUGAUCACGUUGACCAUCAUCGGGGUUGGGACCUGCUGUCCAGCCCCAGGGACUUCUAUCUAGGGGUCAUAGAGCUGACGAGUGGCAUGGUGAAGAGCUGUGCCCCCCGCAUCCUGCUCCGCAUCCUCAACCAGAUCCGGCCGCUCCUCAACAGUCAGAAUGUGCAGAAGCAGACCAUGGCCAGGGCCUGCUUUGCUCAGCUCCUGUGGCACCGCACCGUGGCCGAGACCCCGGAGCAAGACUUCUUGGCCCAGGUGAUCAAGUGGAUGAGGGAGCCGAGCCCCAUCAUGAAGGAAGUCGGGCUGCGGGGCUUCAGCAACCUGGCGCUGCACCCCGGGAAGUGGGCUGCCCUGCAGGGGAUGCUGCCCUCUCUGAGGGGCUUCCUGAAGGAGGAGGAGCGGGUGACCAUCCAGGCCGUGAAGGGGAUGCGCAAUGUCAUCUGCACUGGCCAAGGCGAGGAGACCAAAGUGGCCUUCUCCAGCAUCUCCCAGCAACUGCGUCCGCUCAUCAAUGAUGAGCGGUGCAGGGUGCGCAUCUCAGCCACGGCGGCUCUGGCCCGGAUGCUGCACUGCGUGUACAAGUUCAAGCCGGGCUCCAAGCUGCGCAGGGAAAUCUAUGGCUUCAUGGUGCCGCUGAUGCUCAGCAUGCAGGACAACAACCUCGAAGUGGUCAAGGCUUGUGGAGGGGCUCUGACGGCGCUGGCCCGGGUGAUGGGGUGGACGGCCCCUAUGCAAAUGUUCCAGCACAUGACCCUGAGUGACCACUUCCAGGUCCUGGCGGAAACAUGCAAGUACCUGACCGUCAAGCACUGGGACCUUGUCGGGGAGUUCCUGCUGCAGAGCCUGGCCUUCCUGAAGAGCCCCCAGCCUUUCCUGAGGGAGGCGGCGGCCAGCUUCAUCGGACUGACCAUCAAGAGGAUGAGCCUCAUCCACGUGCAGGAGGAGGAUGUGGAACUGCUGAUCAGCUCCCUCGCGGCUCUGAAGAACGAUCCCGUGGCCACCGUCCGUGCUGUGGCUGUUGCGGCCCUCAGGAACGUGGACCUGGCCGCGGCGUGCCCCAGGUGGCCGUCUCCCGGCUUCGGCGCCUCAGCAACCGCAUCUUCCAAGGCUCCAGCCUGCGUGCGCAUCCCAAGAAGCGGCUCUUCAAAAGCCACCUCCAAAGCGAGCCCUCUGAUAGGCUGGGCAGCAGUUUCAUGAACUGCCUUAGGAGCUGUUUUCCGAGGAGCUGGUGGAGCAGAGGUCAGAGAGUGGCGGAGGCCCAAGGGACUGAGACAGGAGUCCGGU